Molecule: messenger RNA, 1259 nt
Organism: Amaranthus tricolor (Joseph's coat)
Lineage: Eukaryota; Viridiplantae; Streptophyta; Magnoliopsida; Caryophyllales; Amaranthaceae
Product: RING-H2 finger protein ATL78-like
Exons: 1
Coding region: 167-880 (237 amino acids)
Biological process (GO): protein ubiquitination
Molecular function (GO): transferase activity
Source: RefSeq, a predicted model, not a curated record
CCAAAAAAAGAGAGGAUCUACAAAAUCUACUCUCUUUUUUCUUUCAACUUUUCCUCCACUAUAUAUUCAUAUUCCAACCCACCCAUCAUUCCCAUUCCACAUCCAACUCUAUCCAUUAUUAUUCCACCCACAAAUUAAAACUCUCUUUUUCUACUUCCAAAAAAAAAUGUUGCCUUCAACAUCUUCCUUUACUUCAAAUUUCCCUCAAGAACUCUUAACCAACCUUCAAUAUUCUAGAAGAUUACUACUUCAUACACAAGCUCCAUCACCAACCUACCAAAUCCUAGACCCGACCCGCGGUUCGACCCAUGAAAACACUGGCUUUGAUGCUAACAUAGUCAUGAUUCUUGCUGUUUUGGUUUGUGCAUUAGUAUGUUCAUUAUGUAUUAAUACCUUCAUUAGGUGUGUAAUUAAGUUCUAUAGUAUGAUUAGGGGAGAACCUAAUUACUAUCUAAACAUGAUUGAUUAUGACAAGAAGAAAAUUAGUGGGUUAGACAAAAGGGCAUUAAAGACAUUUCCAGUGGUGAAAUAUUCAAAGGAAGUCAAGAUUCAAGGGUUAAGUACAGAGUGUGUUAUUUGUUUGUCUGAGUUUAAGACAAGUGAAAAAAUUAGGGUUUUGCCAAAAUGUAACCAUGGAUUCCAUGUUAAGUGCAUUGAUAAAUGGCUUAGUUCUCAUUCUUCUUGCCCUACUUGUAGACAAUCUUUGGUUGACACUUGUAAGAAGAUUAUUGGAUGUAAUGAUGAUCAUCCUCAUACAUCAUCAUCAUCACCAUCAUCAUCAUCAAUGGAAGAAUCUAGGGAGGUAAUUGUCGUAACUAUAUUGCCACUUGAAAGGGAAGAUUUGGUACGAAAUUACAGGGGUGAAGUUACUCAAAGUUAAGAGAAUUUCUACUAGCAAGAGCCGCAAUUGGAAUUAAUUCUUCAUGUAGGCAGUGAAAAAACGAAUUAAUUCUUCAUGUAGGCAGUGAAAAAAGGAAGUUUUAUUAGAAGAAUGCAAGGGAAAAGUAAAGUAUUGAUUAUUAUGUUAGCCCAUGAUUCUCAGUUAGGAUCAUAGUAUUAAUUAAGGAGUAACAUAGUAGUUUUGUAGGGUUUUAUUUUACUUCUUUUUGAGAGAAAAAUUGAGGGAAGUAUUCUAAAAUUUAUGUUUUGGUGUACAAAAUUGAUAGAUAUUAUUAUUAGUUGCUUAAUUGUUCUUAGUGGAAGUGUAUAAAAAAGGAGCAAUUAAUUGACAAUUUCUUACCAUUUAUUUUGUCUUUUAA